Solanum stenotomum is the source of this 342-nucleotide messenger RNA. RefSeq lists its product as uncharacterized. NCBI's taxonomy places the organism in Eukaryota, Viridiplantae, Streptophyta, Magnoliopsida, Solanales, Solanaceae. The transcript has a single exon. The record is from RefSeq and is a predicted model, not a curated record. The coding region runs from base 1 to 342 and encodes 113 amino acids.
AUGACUAGACCUGAUAUUUCAUUUAGUGUGCAAACAUUAAGUCAGUUCUUACAACAACCUAAAAAAUCCCACAUGGAUAUUGCACUACGAGUAGUCAAGUACAUCAAGAAACAAACAGGCCAGGGUGUGUUGUUAUCCAGCAGUUCAGGCACUGAAAUCACAGCCUACUGUGAUGCAGAUUGGGCAGCAUGUCCUACUACAAGGAGGUCUGUGACUGGAUUUGUGAUCAAGCUAGGAGAGUCUAUGGUGUCUUGGAAGGCUAAGAAGCAAACAACAACAUCAAGGAGUUCAGCUGAAGCUGAGUACAGAAGUUUGGCAUCUACUGUAGCUGAGUUAGUAUAG